AUGCCAUAUACAAAGCUGUGGGCCGAUGAUGAGCAGCGCUACACCGGCGAAUGGGCCGCGCAGAUGAUGGAUCGGAUUCACCUCUGUGUCGCGACAGGUCUGCUACUCGCUGGAACUGUCGUCGCCUGGGCAACCGUCUGCGAGGAGAUCGACGUCGACUUCAUGAUUGCCGUGGUGGCCGUGCUCGGGGGUGUGUUCCUGUACUUCUUCUCGUUCCACAUCUUCUUCGCCUACUGGUUCACCAAGAAGAGCAGCCCCAUCGUCGUGCUGAAAUAUCUUCUGAUCGUACUUGCUGGGCUCUCAGUGCUUCCCUGCAUCAUUAUUCUCGCCACCGGGAUGCGCUCCGUCGCCCAUUUUAUUGUCUUCCUCUUGCUCAUCCCGCUCCAAGCCUACGCAGCUCUGAUCUGGCAUAAGGUGGCUGAACACAUGAUUGCUGGCAAGGACUACAAGCAGGUCGGCCUACUGUGCGGCCUGCGAUUCCGCAUUCACUUUGAGGUGAAGGAG
Mesorhabditis spiculigera is the source of this 504-nucleotide messenger RNA. Lineage: Eukaryota; Metazoa; Nematoda; Chromadorea; Rhabditida; Rhabditidae. The record is from the annotation of a GenBank genome assembly.